AUGUAUUCAGAGAUGAUGUUAGGGGGGGGGGUGUUGGGUGUGAUUCUGUAUGGGGUGUACCGGCCGAUGUACAGGUGGUCCGUGAUGGUAUUAUUAGUGUAUACGGGCGGAUUGGUAGGGGGGUAUGCGACCGCGGACUAUUGCGGAUUCGUUAAAGAAGCUAAAGAUAGCUUAUACAUGGUGGGGGAUAACGAGUGGGUAUGAGUAUUGCAAAUAAUAGCAGGAAUAGGGUUAAUAGGGAUAGUAUUAAUGGGGGAGCGAAGGGGAGUAGAAUUGGUGCUAAUGAUGGGGUUGGGGACGGUGUUGUUAAUAGCGUCCGUGAAUUGGUUGUCAAUAUAUUUAGCAAUGGAGUUGCAAACAUUGUCACUGUUCAUCUUGGUGGCAUUAAAAAGAGAGAGUGCAUACAGUACGGAGGCGGGGUUGAAGUAUUUUGUAUUAGGGGCAAUAUCUACCGGUUUGUUUUUACUUGGGUGCGCAAUGAUAUACGGUGGAUCAGGAGAAAUGAGUGUACUAGCGGGAAACACAAUAUCCGAAACAAUCAAUCAAUGAUUGAUCAGAGGGGGAGUGGGGAAAGCCCUAAUAACAAUAUCAUUGUUAUUUAAAAUAUCUGCGGCACCGUUUCACAUGUGGGCCCCCGAUGUUUAUGAGGGGGCCCCUACAAUCACUACUGCGUUAUUGGCCACAGUCCCGAAAAUUGGUGUAUUCGCAAUUUUAGUGCAAAUAGGGUCUUUGUCUAAUAUAGUUUUUAUUAGUGCGACAAUGUCAAUGAUAUGGGGGGCAUUGGGGGCUUUAAAUCAGAGUAAAAUAAAAAGAUUGUUGGCCUAUAGUGGAAUUGGCCAUAUGGGGUUUGUUAUAUUCGGGGCAGGUAUGGGGACAAUGGAGAGUAUCCAAGCCAGUUUGAUCUAUAUGGCGAUAUAUGUGGCAAUGUCGGUAUGUGUGUUUAGUAUAAUAUUGACCAUAAAUGAGCGGAGGGGAUUGGUGGCAGACUUCCAUUCUUUGUCUAGAAAAAAUGCCAUUUUAGGUGGGAGUCUGGCUUUAGUUUUUUUGUCUAUUGCGGGGGUGCCGCCAUUGUCGGGUUUCUUGAGUAAAUGGUUUAUUUUAUGGGCGGGGGUGUCGAAUGGGUAUUAUCUAAUAUGUGUAGGGGCCGUGCUUAGUUCGGUGGUGGCGGGGGUAUAUUAUGUGCGGAUAGUUCAGAUGACAUACGCGGAUUUUCAGGGGGAAUUGGCGCGAGAAGGGCCGAUAGAUAUAAAAAGAUCGAUAUUAAUAGGAAGCACAUUGUAUUUGGUUUUAUUUAUAUUGAUUUGUCCGAAUUUUUUGUUGCAGGUAACGUAUGAUGCGGCCGUAGGGCUUUGGGUUCACGUAUAA
Molecule: messenger RNA, 1365 nt
Organism: Amphimedon queenslandica
Lineage: Eukaryota; Metazoa; Porifera; Demospongiae; Haplosclerida; Niphatidae
Source: the annotation of a RefSeq genome assembly